This is a messenger RNA of Doryrhamphus excisus (bluestripe pipefish), 2445 nucleotides long. RefSeq names its product SH2 domain-containing adapter protein E-like. NCBI's taxonomy places the organism in Eukaryota, Metazoa, Chordata, Actinopteri, Syngnathiformes, Syngnathidae. The record is from RefSeq and is a predicted model, not a curated record. Gene Ontology annotation, molecular function: phosphotyrosine residue binding.
UGUGUUUUUUGACACAUUUAUGAAUCGUAUCGUGAAUGAAACAUAAUCAAUACAAACACAUGUGAACAGAACUUAAAUCAGUUGAAUUAAUCAACAUAUAAUCACUAUUAAUCCAUGUAAAAGUUUAUGACCGCCCACCUAGGUAGUCCACCCUCUUUGAACUUAUCUAACCCCUCCCCUUUUCACUCUUUCCUUCCAUGAGAAGACUGUAAAAGCCAUCAGGAGCAAGAAAAACUGUUUAUUUUCCCCAAAGGAGCAAUGCAAGGAAAAUCCCAAAUGGAUCCCGUAAAGGUGCUUUUUAAUUGAUAUAUUUAUAUAUAUAUAUAUAUCUUAGAAGCCUGUGCAGCUGCUAGCUUUAGUAGUUUUCAGGCUUAAAUGGGUAUGAAAAGUAUUUAUGACAUGCUCUAAACCAGAUAAGAGGAAGUCUUUUGUUGGAAAGAUUCCUAAAGUCCUCCAUUGUGGCUCAUGGUGCCAUCAGAGAACUUUGAGGAGCGACCAUGGCGAGGUGGUUCAAGGAGUUCCCCAUCAACCUGAAGAACGGUACUGACAGGAUCGGCGCACGGGGCAACAAAACCAGCAGCAAAAACCGCAAGAACUCCUCCACAGACCUGUGCAGCUCCCAGAAAGAUGGCAAAGUCUGGGACGGCCUCCUCUUGGCAGGGAAAGGACGAAAAAACUCCAAAGGGGACCAGGUCAUGGAGCCCAUGAAGACCGUGAGGAGCUCCACAACAACAAACGCUUACAUCAGCAGACUGAUCCGGGUUGACACACUGGAUAAGAGCCCCAACUUCAACCCCGGUACCAUCACCAUGAGUCACCAGGUGGUACCUGAAGCAGAAAAACACAGCAAAACAGACACAGUUAUUAUCCUUGAGGACUACGCGGACCCCUUCGAUGCCCAAAAGACCAGGGAGCAAAGGGACUCUGAGAGACUCGGGGACAAUGAUGGCUACAUGGAGCCGUACGACGCUCAGCAAAUGAUCACGGAAAUCAGACGCCGCGGCUCCAAAGAUCUGCUCAAAGUGCAAAUGGAAGGGAGUGAGGCCUCGGCAGAGAGAGGUCAACCUGCAAAUUUGCACCUGUAUGAUGCCGCUCAUUAUGAGGGAAGUGGUGAAAGUGAAAAGGCGGCGGUGGCGGCGGUUACACGACCAGAGAUGGAUAUGCGCCCGUCUAUGGAGUAUGAGCCGCCGUGGGAGUGGAGGAAGGAGCACAUUGUUAGAACUCUGUCAGCUCACUUUGACAGCCCCGAGUGUCCAUCCAAAGACUCUCACCUCACAAGUAGACAGCACACAAGGCAGAAAAGCUGGACGCAGAAAAUCCUCAGGACCUCGUCAUCCUCCAGUCCCGGAAGCAGCCAUGAAACUUUGGCUUGCUGCGUCGACCCCACACGACCCCUGGAGAAACAGAGCUGGUACCAUGGCUGCGUGACUCGCCAGGAGGCGGAGCUUCAGCUGCAGGCCUGCAAGGAAGCUAGCUUCCUGGUCAGGAACAGCGAAUCGGACAGCACAAAGUACUCCAUCGCCCUCAAAACAAGCCAGGGCUGCGUUCACAUCAUGGUAGCCCAGACCAAAGAACACGGCUACACGCUGGACCAGAGCAGCUGUGUCUUCCCCAGCAUCUCAGAAGUGGUACACCACUACUGCAGUCAGCGGCUGCCUUUCAAUGGGGCUGAGCACAUGACCCUGAUGCACCCUGUGCCUCGCAUACAAUAACUCACGCAAGGUAUAUGACAAAAAACAUGUCUUUAGCUUUUAAGGACCAUAACCCAUUAAAGAAACACUCACAAUCUGUAGUGGGGUUGCAAAACCUGGGAGUCGUCCAUGGCAAGUAUUACUCUCUAAACUCUGAAUGACACCGCACUAGGUUGCAUUAAAAAAUAAUUGCAUAUUUACCAUUUCCAAAAUUCCUCAGCUAAUCUUCCCAUGGAAAAUUCCCAGAAAUGUUCCAGUGCAACCCAAAUGUCUGGUCACUGAUGCUCAUCAGGUACUUGUAUCUCGUCUACUUUGUGACUUUGUUCAAUUGCAACACGUUUUCUUUCAUUAUUGCUGUUUUUUCCAUCAAUUGCGUCACACUUGUCGUGAACCAGAAGGCACUUGUAUCAAAUAAAUGGGACUUGUGUUGUCAUUUGUAACUCUCUGGGUCCCUCUUUUGGCCGUGCUUCUCCACUGCACCUCAUUUAUCUCCAACAAAGGCCUGUUGUAAGUCUAGCUGCUAAAAAGCCAUGCGUAAGAAGCAUGUCAUUACCAAGUUGACCUCUAGUGCCUGCAGCUACCUUCUAACUGAUGUUUGUAUUCUUCUACAUCUGUCCCUUGGGGAUUUGUUUUAACUGUGAAGUUGUUGUGCUUGACUGUAUUAUGUCUACAAGGGAAGGCCUUGACAGUAUCUAUGGCUACUUUAUUUCCAGAACAACUGUGGACAAUGUCUGGAACAUUAACAAGAGAUUAA